ACGUACCGGGCGGCGGUGAGGCGACUGCCGUCAGGCGCCAAAGUGUUUUUUUUGCCCGAGCCGAGCGGCUGCUGCUAGCGGAGGCGCCAUAUUGAAAGGGACAAAACUCCGGCGACAGCGAGUGACACAAACAAACCCCCGGACCCUCCCCCCAUUUCCCCAGCUCUAAGGGCCGAGAUGUUGUACCUAGAGGACUAUCUGGAGAUGAUUGAGCAGCUGCCUAUGGACCUCCGAGAUCGCUUUACGGAGAUGCGCGAGAUGGACCUGCAGGUGCAGAAUGCAAUGGAUCAACUAGAGCAGAGAGUCAGUGAAUUCUUUAUGAAUGCAAAGAAAAAUAAACCUGAAUGGAGAGAAGAACAAAUGACAUCCAUCAAAAAAGAUUAUUAUAAAGCUUUGGAAGAUGCAGAUGAGAAGGUACAGUUGGCAAACCAGAUAUAUGACUUGAAUUACAGUUCCUUGGAUUGAUGCUCAUCAACAAGAAGUGACUUGUCCAUGACUGUAUACAUCUUGUCUGUGUCAGAGAUAGGACUUUAAUCCAGGAAUCCUGACUCCUGACCAGUUUUGUGUUUUCUAUCCUAGAAGUGUCAAACCUGGGGUCUAUUGGACUGUGCUCCAGAAACAGAUUAAAAUAUAACUGGGACAUGUCUAACAAAAUAAAUAAAAAUGCAAUACAACAUAAUGUUAAAUUGUGGCUUCUAAAUCAAUAUGUGACUUUUUCUGUUUAAGGUUGAUACCACUGCAGUACUUACAUACUGCUUCUUUGUCAUACAUCUUAGUAGGUAUUUAAUAUCUUUCUAUAAAUUCUUUCAGAUGUUUUAUUUUCAUUUCCUAAUUGAAUAAUAUUUGUGAAUCUUGUAAAAGAUUAAAGUAUUGCUUUUGAGUAAUUAUUCAUCAUAGAAAUUUCUUCCUUUGAAAAAACAAAACCUGACUUAGAGUUGCUUGAAUUUCCCAGCUUCAUUGUGGCACAGCGAGUCUGAUGAUCUGGGAUACAGAAUAUCUGAGUUUGAGUCUUUGUUCUGCUAAUAAUUAAUCAAUCAACAGCAGCUAUUUGUUGAGCUCUUACUAUGUGCCACAAACUGUUCUAUACACUGGGGAUAGAAAUUCAGAAGUGAGUUCUUUCCAUCUUUCAACCAAAUAAAGUAUUUAUAUGAAAGCAGAAUAUAUAUAAAUUUAAUAUUCAAGAAUGGAGGUGGAAAUUAAUAACCAGAGAAAUGAGGAAAAUCUUUAUUGUAGGAAGUAGCAUAUUACCUGAACAGGAUAAUUUGCAAGGGAAAUAGUGGUUCUAAUAAAUGAAUGUGAGGUGAAUUCAGGCAUAAAAAAGAGAAAGGCAGACAGCAACUACGAAGAUUGAAUGUAGGGGAUAUAAUGUGUAUGUGUAUAGGUCAUUUUUGGAUAAAACAUGAGUGCCUGAGGGAGAGUAAUGUGUACUCAGCCUGGAGAGACCAGAUGGAUCCAAGUGGUGAAGGACUUGAGAUUCUGAAGAGAAGAGCUUGUAUUUUAUUCCCUCCCCUAAAGGGCAUAUUUUAUGACUACUUAUUCAUUCAUUGUGAAAUUCUAGGAGUUUCCCAAGCAACAUUCCUUUUUCCUCUCCUUAUUUAUAAGUAUACUGUGAGUAUUAUCCAUGAAAAUUCUCUUCUCAGUUCCAAAUUCACUAAUACCAGAAGGAUUUUUUAUAUUCAAGUAACUCUAUUCUUGUCAUGGGAAAGCAUAUUUAUUUAGAGGGCUUUGCAUCCAGAGUUUUUAAAUUGAUUCUAGAGGAUAGAAAUACAAAGAAAAUAUGGUGGUUAUCCAUAUGCCUCCUACUAUUCUGAUCAAGGGCAAUUUUCCAUGGUUGACAUUUUUCAAGGGAUAGCCAAUUUUGGAAGCUAGUAGCUGUGAUUUUAGAGUACUUCAAAUAUAAAGUGAAUACUGAUUCAUUUUCAAUUUAACUUCACUUUCAGGAAUGUUUUUAAUAUGUAUCUUUUACAUUGCUUAAAUAGAGAAGACCACCUUGGAUGUCAUCUAAUUUUUAUAAAUGAGGAAAUUGUAGAAAGUUGAAGUGAAUUUACCGGGAUCACACAGGUAGUAGCAGAGUGCUGGUUCAAAUCCAGGCCCUUAGACUCCACAUCUGAUAUUCUUUCUCUUCUAUCUGAAAAUUUCCUGUAUAAGUAGACAACUGGGUAGUAAAGGAGAUAGUCCCUGGAGUCAGAAGACAUGCUUCUUUCUCUUACUAGUGUUGUAACCCUGGGUAGAUCACUUAAUGUUAACUGCCUCAGUUUCCUUAGCUAUAAAAUGGGGUAAUAAUAGCACCUAUCUCCCAGAGGUGUU
Messenger RNA from Sarcophilus harrisii (Tasmanian devil), 2307 nucleotides. RefSeq names its product inhibitor of growth family member 3 (gene ING3). The transcript has 5 exons. Gene Ontology annotation, biological process: regulation of DNA-templated transcription. Gene Ontology annotation, cellular component: NuA4 histone acetyltransferase complex. NCBI's taxonomy places the organism in Eukaryota, Metazoa, Chordata, Mammalia, Dasyuromorphia, Dasyuridae. The coding region runs from base 178 to 465 and encodes 95 amino acids. The record is from RefSeq and is a predicted model, not a curated record.